AUGGAUGAGCCGCCGCUGGGUAGUCUUCAUGUGGGGACGGCCGGCUUCUCCAGCGCUCAUUGGGCUGGAAGUUUCUAUCCAGGAAACGUGAAGAAGGGUGAAGACCAGCUAGAGUGCUACCAGGAGAGCUUCUGGGUGGUGGAGGUCAACUCCAGCUUCUAUGGCACUCCGUCGGCUGACACCAUCGCCAGCUGGCGACGACGAUGUGCCGAAGGUUUCCUUAUGGGGCUCAAGGUGCCGAAGACUGUGACUCAUGAUGCGGGGUCCCCUGCGGCGCCAGCUGCUUUGGAGUCUCUGCGGCACUUUGCCCAGCGCGUGGCUGGGCUUGGCAAGCAUCUCGGACCAGUACUAUUUCAGUGCCCGAGAAGUUUGAAGGCAGACGUCAAGAUCCUCCAGCAGGUGGAUGUGACUCUCGCGGCUUUGCCUGAGGAGGCCCGCCUCAAGGACGUGGCUUUCGAGUUCAGGCAUGCCUCAUGGUUCCAGGAUGCGGAGUCAUUAGACUUCAUGAAGACGAAGAACUGGGCUUUGGUUCAGCAUCCCAACGCCCUGGGCCGGGCGACCUCAGCUGACACAGCGCACUACGAGACCUACCAGCUGGACCCACUCCAGGCAUCCCACACAGCGGACUUUGUUUACGUGCGGCUGCAUGGGAACAAUGAUGCGCAUCAGUAUCGCUACACGGACGAAGAACUGUCCGGUUAUGCGCAGCAGCUCCAUGCCUGGAGAUCCCAGGGCUUGCGCGUUUUCUGCUUCCUUCUGAAUGACGAUUCAGGAGCUGCGAUGCCGCAGAACGUGCAGAGCUCAGAUUCCUCUUUCUUGGCCAAAAGUUGUCGCUUGAUGCUGUAA
Molecule: messenger RNA, 846 nt
Organism: Symbiodinium natans
Lineage: Eukaryota; Dinophyceae; Suessiales; Symbiodiniaceae
Source: the annotation of a GenBank genome assembly